CUUCACAGCCAUGGAUUUCUAUUAUCUCCCCUUAUCGGCACCCUGCCGUUCAGUGCUAAUGACAGCCAAAGCUUUGGGCAUUGAAUUGAACAAAAAAACACUUAACCUCUUCGAGGGUGAACAUUUGAAACCAGAAUUUUUGAAAAUCAAUCCCCAACACACCAUUCCCACGCUGGUCGAUAAUGGCUUUUCCCUUUGGGAAUCACGUGCCAUUAUGGUCUAUUUGGUUGAAAAAUAUGGCAAGCAGGAUGAUCCUUUGUACCCUAGUUGUCCCAAGAAACGUGCCGUUAUAAAUCAACGUCUAUACUUCGAUAUUGGUACACUGUAUCAACGUUUCGCCAACUAUUUCUAUCCACAAUUCAAAGAGAAGAAACCUGCCGAUCCUGAGCAAUUGAAGAAAUUGGAAGAGGCAUUCGAAUUCCUCAAUACAUUCCUGUCGGAAUCGAAAUAUGCUGCCGGCGAUAAUCUCACAUUGGCCGAUUUGGCUUUGUUAGCCUCGGUCAGUACUUUCGAAGCUGUGAAUGUUGAUUUCAGUAAAUAUGAACAUCUGACGAAAUGGUAUGCUUUGGUUAAGGAGACAGCACCGGGUGCUGAUGAAAAUUGGACUGGUGCCUUGGAGAUGAAGACACUGAUACCCAAAUAA
This is a messenger RNA of Musca vetustissima, 643 nucleotides long. Its product is annotated as glutathione S-transferase 4. The transcript has a single exon. The record is from RefSeq and is a predicted model, not a curated record. Lineage: Eukaryota; Metazoa; Arthropoda; Insecta; Diptera; Muscidae. Gene Ontology annotation, biological process: glutathione metabolic process. Bases 11 to 643 code for a protein of 210 amino acids. Gene Ontology annotation, molecular function: glutathione transferase activity.